Molecule: messenger RNA, 894 nt
Organism: Adineta ricciae
Lineage: Eukaryota; Metazoa; Rotifera; Eurotatoria; Adinetida; Adinetidae
Source: the annotation of a GenBank genome assembly
AUGAAGAAGAAUCCGUUUUUGAAUGAUCUUCUCGCUGGCUGUGUUUGUGGAGUAACCAGUGUUGCCAUUUCACAUCCGAUUGAAACAUUAUUAAUACAGAAAAAGAUCAAUUCACCAGGUGUUUAUCGAAAUUUUUUUCAUUCGUUUCAAUUGAUUUAUAAGCGACAAGGAAUUAUCAAUGGAUUUUACCGUGGCAAUUUGAAUCUACCGUUGAUUAGUCCAGCGUUAAUAACAUCAAUACAAUUUUUCCUCUACGGACAAUUAACACGUUAUUUUGUUCGAAAUGAAAAUGACAUAAGACAGUAUAUGUUGUGUGGAGCAUUGACUGGUCUUGGCUUAUCUUUAAUUGAAACUCCAAUUUGUUUUAUUUUUGCACAAAUUCAUGGAAAUUUAAAUCGUCGACACACGCAUACAUUUAACUUUUAUCUCAAAGAUUGUGUCAAAUAUAUUUACAAGAAUAAUGGAGGUAUCAGAGGUUUUUAUCAUGGGUUUGGUUCGACAUUGAUUAACUCGAUGGCAACGUCAAUGUUUUACUUCGGUGGUUAUGAAUAUAUUAAAAAGCAUCUGUAUGAAAUUCACUAUCGGAUAUUUCCUUUUCAAAAACAAGAGAAACAUUUACGAACAGAUAUACUUUUGAGUGGAGCAUUCGGUGGUCUUUGUGCAUAUUCAAUUUGUUACCCACUAGAUCAAAUUCGAUUAGAAAUUCAAGCCGAUGACGUUCGACCUGGACAUAGAAAAUAUUCGUCAUAUUUCGAUUGUAUUAAACAAAUUUACGAACAAGAUCAUUCAAUUAAAAAGUUUUAUCGAGGAUUUUUUCCCGGAAUUUUAAAAGCCAUUCCAAUUAAUGCGGCUUGUUUUCUUGCCUAUGAAGAAGUUUAUCGAUUAUUAGAAUAA